GUUUACUCGUAUGGAAUCGGCGCACCGUCAAAUGCGUGUAUCAACCUUACACCCGGCCAUGGAACUUCAGAACAAACCAGUGCUAUACCUUAUACUGUUUCGCUGUCAAAAACAACGUAUGAAGAAAGCGGACAGAUCACAGUGACUGUCGCAGGAAGUAAUGCCCAUCAGGGUCUCCUUAUACAAGCUAGGAAAAACGAUGGUUCCACUACCCCAGUAGGUACCUUCGGUCAACCAUCAGCUAACACUAAAACUACAAGCUGUACCAAAUCUGCAGAUUCUUGGACCCAUAGCAGCACUGCUUCUAAACAGACAUCUACAGCGGUCUGGACGGCACCAUCCAGUAAUGUUGGUCAAAUCGUAUUCAAAGCAACAGUUGCGUCAUCUAAAAUGGUGUAUUGGCUGAAUAUUCAGAGCGCU
Lottia gigantea (owl limpet) is the source of this 420-nucleotide messenger RNA. RefSeq lists its product as hypothetical. The transcript is spliced from 3 exons. The annotation marks the transcript as partial. Gene Ontology annotation, molecular function: oxidoreductase activity, acting on metal ions. The record is from RefSeq and is a predicted model, not a curated record. NCBI's taxonomy places the organism in Eukaryota, Metazoa, Mollusca, Gastropoda, Lottiidae.